Ylistrum balloti is the source of this 543-nucleotide messenger RNA. RefSeq lists its product as uncharacterized. The record is from RefSeq and is a predicted model, not a curated record. NCBI's taxonomy places the organism in Eukaryota, Metazoa, Mollusca, Bivalvia, Pectinida, Pectinidae. The transcript has a single exon. The coding region runs from base 1 to 543 and encodes 180 amino acids.
AUGGCAGUCAUGCAACGACAGCACUUAGGUAUACGGGAAAUUGGAGAAUCCGUGAAUAUCCCACCGAAUCCCGUGGCGCGGGCUAUGUUUUAUCUGAGGUGCAUAUGCAACGUCUUGGACCUAAAUGAUGGAAGCAGUAAUCUCCAGAGAUUUACUGACUUCAAAAACUUUUACCUUUUGACAGAUAACGAGAUUGACGCGCUAACGUUGCUUAUAUCAUCCGUGAGACCACAAGAUCUGAUUGGUAAAUGUUUGUUCCACAAUGAAGAAAUAUGUGGAAAUUCCAACAACAAAUUCUUCGAGCUUCAAGAAAUGAGACAAAACAUGGUAAUAGUGAAUGACAUUCUCAUUGCUGGUCAACAGCGACGUGUGAAUAGGAUUAUGUUCUUCAAAACGGCAUGGCUUGAACUGUAUUGUAUUGCCCCCUUACGUUUUUUGGGUGACCGCAUGAUACGGCGAAAGGCGGAGCUCGACGCAAGAAAUGCUCGACUGAUGUAUUACCAUCAGACGGGUUCUGGCUCUAGCUGUUGUACCAUACUUUAA